UGGCACCAGGGCCAAGUCAGGCGCUGGAUGAGGGAUUGCGAGGACUGUCUUCAGAAGCUUUUUCUUCUCUAUCAUCUGGGCUCUGGACAGCCUGCUCGAGGCACCGAGCUCGCCAUCAUGUGCUGGAAAAACACUAACAUUCACCCUAGGAACGUCUAUUGGUUCUCCGGCCAUUUGAACUUCGUGUCGCGCUAUAACAAAACUCAGACCAACCAGGAGAAGGAGCGGGUCAUUUCCCGGAGCAUGCCUCCAGAAGCUGCUCCGCUGAUGAUAGCGUACCUCACGUUCGUC
This is a messenger RNA of Suillus fuscotomentosus, 291 nucleotides long. RefSeq lists its product as uncharacterized. The annotation marks the transcript as partial. The record is from RefSeq and is a predicted model, not a curated record. The transcript has a single exon. NCBI's taxonomy places the organism in Eukaryota, Fungi, Basidiomycota, Agaricomycetes, Boletales, Suillaceae.